This is a messenger RNA of Cajanus cajan (pigeon pea), 749 nucleotides long. RefSeq names its product actin-depolymerizing factor 7. Gene Ontology annotation, biological process: actin filament depolymerization. The record is from RefSeq and is a predicted model, not a curated record. Lineage: Eukaryota; Viridiplantae; Streptophyta; Magnoliopsida; Fabales; Fabaceae. Gene Ontology annotation, cellular component: actin cytoskeleton. Gene Ontology annotation, molecular function: actin binding.
UCCGUUUUUGUCUCAAUGCUCUCAUUGCCAUUUGCCUCCACCCAAAAUAAGGAUCUCUUCCUCUGUCUCUUUCCCAAUUCCUUUCUUUCUCAUUUCUCCAUAGGCUUUCUCUAUCAAUCGCGACAACAUGGCGAACGCGGCAUCUGGAAUGGCUGUUACUGAUCAGUGUAAAUUAAAGUUCCAAGAGCUGAAGGCAAAGAGGAACUACCGUUUCAUUGUGUUUAAGAUUGAGAACUUUGAAGUGGUAGUGGAGAAGCUUGGAAGCCCAGAAGAAACCUAUGAGGACUUCAAUGCCGCUCUACCUGCCAAUGAGUGCCGUUAUGCUGUCUUUGAUUUUGAUUUCACCACUGAUGAAAACUGCCAAAAAAGCAAGAUUUUUUUCAUUGCAUGGGCUCCGGAUACAUCAAAGGUGAGAGAAAAGAUGGUGUAUGCCAGCUCCAAGGACAGAUUCAAGAGGGAACUUGAUGGCAUUCAAGUUGAGUUGCAAGCAACGGAUUCUAGUGAGAUGAGCUUUGAUAUCAUAAAAGCAAGGGCAAUAUAAUAAUGUCAUCCAAUUAUUCAGAUUUCACCCUUUUACCCUACAGCUAGCUUUGGCGGCACUGCUGAUUUUCUUUAUUUAUACUUUUGUUUUUUUAUUUUAUUUUAUUUGACUUUUGCUGUUGUUUUUGUUUUCUUUGUCAACUGGCCUAUAAACCAGUAGUUUAAUAUGACACCAAGAAAAAGUCACUGCCAUCGUGCAUUGAAUUUCA